AAACAAAACUGUGUGGAACGUGGAAACUCUGCGGAAAAUCCUUUUAAUUCUUGAAUCGUUGGUUCACGGCUAAUCGGAUAUGGUUUGUGCGUAACGUUGGCCCCUUCAUUUCUAUCUGUCGACUGUAAAACUUUGGCCACGUAGCCAGGACACCGGCUGGAGGAUGCCGAAAAAGAUGGGAAUCAACCCGAAGGCGGCCGAGGCCCGGGAACGGAAGGCGGACGCUAAGAAGGCCGCUAACGAGAAGGCGGCCAAGGCUGCUGAAGACGCACUCUGGGUAGACGAUGACAAACAACUAGCGAAGAAAAAGAAACAAAAGGAAGAGGAAGAGCGCCGUAAAGCGGAAGCCGUACGCAAGAAGGCAGAGACGAAGGCACUGCUCGAGCAGGAGAUGAACUCGAUCAAGACGACGGCCAAGGUGUCGGUACAGAAGAUUACUCGGUCGCAGAUCGAAGCCGAGGUCGAAAAACGUAACCGUGCGAUCGAAACGUUAAGCAGUAACCCGCCCAAAGCCACCGUGGAACCGAAGGUGGCACCGUUGGAGGAAAAUCUGAACCGCGUGAUGGCUGACACGGAAGUAGCGCAAACCAUCGAUCAGGCCAUCGCGGUAUUGAGUGUUGGUGGAGACGCUGGUGCCGAUCGCCAUCCGGAAAAGCGCAUGAAGGCCGCGUACAAGGCGUACGAGGAGGAGCAACUGGUACGACUGAAGCAGGAGUAUCCCUCGUUGAAGCUAUCGCAGCUAAAGCAGAUGAUCUUCAAGAGCUGGCAGAAGGCGCCAGAGAAUCCGAUGAACCAAAUCUGAACACCCGGUGGCCCGGGGACCCCCGGUACAGGUGUGAUUGUGUGAUGAACUAUUAUACUUCGCGGUGCAACACUGCCCUGAGCUGUACUGAGCUGGGCGGGAUUCCGUCAGUGCAAUCAACGUCGAGUCACAAAUUUCAUUCUCCGAGCUCAAGAAAUCCAUUGUUUCAGCGUGAAAUGGUGAGCAGACGCUGCUCUUAUCAAGGAGAGGGCACCGUUUGCGCUCGAAAUGAUCUAAAUAAAUCGUGAACUGCAUGUCCAA
Molecule: messenger RNA, 1063 nt
Organism: Anopheles aquasalis
Lineage: Eukaryota; Metazoa; Arthropoda; Insecta; Diptera; Culicidae
Product: coiled-coil domain-containing protein 124
Biological process (GO): transcription by RNA polymerase II
Cellular component (GO): nucleus
Molecular function (GO): transcription coactivator activity
Source: RefSeq, a predicted model, not a curated record